Rhopalosiphum maidis (corn leaf aphid) is the source of this 1303-nucleotide messenger RNA. Its product is annotated as FGFR1 oncogene partner-like. The record is from RefSeq and is a predicted model, not a curated record. The transcript has 7 exons. Gene Ontology annotation, cellular component: centrosome. Gene Ontology annotation, biological process: microtubule anchoring. Bases 337 to 1227 code for a protein of 296 amino acids. Lineage: Eukaryota; Metazoa; Arthropoda; Insecta; Hemiptera; Aphididae.
GAUAGCCGCUAGACCUAACUCAUAGGAAUCUAUAAUAGGUUAUUGUUGUUAUAAUUUAUAACUUUACAGUUUAUUAAUUAAAAAAUUAAAAUUAAAAUGUAUUAAAUUCACAUACCCACCUUAGCGGCUUGAUACAACUUUUUGUAUUAUUAUGUUUGUCAGUUCAAGUGCGUAUUAUUUUUGAAUGUGAAGUUAAUAGUGUUAAAAUACAUAUUUCAUACCUAUCUAUUAUUUAAAAUUGUUUGCAAUUGUUCGUCAUUGAGAGAGUUUGAAACGUAGUAAUAUUUACAACUUUGAACAACGAAAUCUGAUUUGCUGAAGCCAAUAUUGGUUAAAAUGUCUACCGAUAACACUAAUUUAGAAGAGAUGGUCGAGAAAACACUGGAAUCCACUGGUGUCUUGCCUAAAAUGAGAGCCGAACUUCGAGCAAACGUUUUUCACGUUCUUGAAAAAGGUUCUUCAUUUCAGAAUAAACUGUAUACAGACAAAAUUAAAGACUUUGUUUCUAGUAAUAAUGGAUCAUUAUUGUUAUCUUUAGUUAAAGAUUUGUUUGAGUAUUUAGAUUUAACGUUUACAACAUCAGUAUUUGAUUCUGAAACUGGGGCUGCGCAUCAUUAUCAAUACAAAGAUAAAGAUGACAUUUUUGAAGAACUUUCUCUUUCAAAGGACGAUCAAAGGCCAUUAUUGUUACAAAUUCUUGAAAAUUAUCAGUCACAAUAUAAAUCAACCAAUGAAGUCAUUAAGUAUAACGAAACACAACAUAAUAAUAUAACACACGAGGUAUCUUCAUUAGCUCAAAUAUUAAAAAAUAAUACAGAAAUAAUAAAAUCAAAACUUGAAAAUAAUAAAUCAUUAAGCUUAUCACCCGUUAAAACAAAAUUGUUCGAAGAAAAUACACAUAAUGACAGUCAAACAGGAUCAUUGUCACCAUCAAAUCAUAAUUUAUCAGAUAAUAUACAGUUAAAAGAUAUUGAAAGCUCUGAGAGUUUAAAUAGUUUAAAUAUAGAACAGUUAUCACCAAUCAAAAGACCAUCUGCUAUUGAUCAAAAUGAAAACACGGAUGAAGAUAUUAAGUCUGAUUUGAAAAGUAAUAAAAAUGAAUCUAGCUUGGAAGAUAUUGAAACUGAUGAAAAUCUUUCAUGUGGUAAUGACAGCCUACCGAGCACCGAUUUAUCUACUCAGAAUGGCAGUCCUGAAAUGAUAAGAACUCAUAACAUACAUCUUUGAAUAUUUCUUUGCAAAAUAACAAGAUUUUAUACUUCUGAUGUUUAUUUUUUACUUUUAUACAUUCAAAAUUUUUGAG